ACGGGAGCAAAAUCUUUCGGUCAUUCAGCUGCUGGGCUGUAUACACGUGAAAAGCAGUAGUUCGUCAAAACGAUUUGGGGACAACCAUCAGCAUGUUGGAAAUUGAAAAGAAUCUUUGGCCGUUGACACUUUGGUUGAAUGUUUUUGGCUUCCACAUGGGCCCGAGAAAAGCUGGAACCAAUCGUUACUGCGUUUGGCUUUUGAUAACCGGAUCUUUGAUGGUAAUCUCAACAGUUGGUCUUCACUGCACAUCGUUCGUUCGCAGCUUUUUGAGAUUUAGAGCCAACGGGAUCGUUCUGAACGGUACCAAUUUAACGACGGCCAAUAGGCUUAACGUCGGCAUCGAACAUCUCAAUUACACCUGUGUCGUCGUCGGAGUUCACGUCACCUUCUUUUUCGUUUCGCUAACAUCCAACUGGACGUCGUUAUGGAACUCUUUGCUGGUCAUUGAAGAAAACCUGAAAUUCAAUCCAAUAUUUUAUCGCAAGUGCAAGAAGUGCGUCUUGAUUGGAUUCACCGUUCUCUUUGUCGAUUGCAUCAGUCAUUUAUUCAUUUCGGUUGGCUCGUUUUACUGGGACAUGGGCUUCUUAAGCCCGUUGGCCAUAAUCCUGUCCAACGUUUCCAGGACGAUCAUCAUCAGCGUUUUCCUGCUCUUCUCUGUCCUGGCCAGAGUAAUCACUCUCGUGUUCCAGGAUAUCAACGAGCAGAUCGCCCGUCUAGACGAAAUUGAACAAGUCACGUCCGUUUGUUCGACCAGCAGGAUCUUAAACGGCCGUUUAGAAACGUGGCGAAGAAAUCACACUUUAGCCUGUGAACUGGUCGACAUGGUCAACAAAUGUUUCGGUCUGGUCAUGCUAAUCACGUUGGUCAAUAUUUUCGUGAGCUUCGUGACCACUUCGUUCGAGAUCGUACGUUCCAUGCAAGACGACGAAACGCUACCAUCGCUACUCAUCUUCAUCUUUGUCAAGAAAACCAUCUUAUUGAUUCUAAUGUUCUACGAGCCCUACCGAUUACAAGCCGAGACUGGCCGAACAGCAUCAGCACUCCGGAAGCUCCAUCCUUUUACUGCUGAUCUCUUCACUCAAAUUAAAGUAAAUACGGUAGUGAUGGAGGUGAUUCACGCAUGCCCUAGGAUUACGGCCAUCGAGUUUUUCGAUGUCAACCUCAAACUUUUACCAACGCUGAUUGGCAGCACGCUGACUUACGUGGCCAUCCUCCAUCAAGUUGCAUCACAUUCAAAAUAAAUGUUUUUCCUUUUUCCCUACUACUGUCAUCAAAUGAAUCGAUGUUGGAUUCGUGUUACAACUUAUAUCAACCCUUCCGAAAUAAAUUGUCCAUUUAAGCAAAGAGUAUGUUAUUCAGCUUUCAAACUUAGCCAUCAACUGAGUUAAACGCUUCUUUCAAUCGCGAUCAUUUGCUGUCCAGAUGUUGCCGGGCAUCGGUGUCCGUCUUCCCGAGUGGAAGAGGAAAUGCGUCGGAGA
This is a messenger RNA of Daphnia magna, 1481 nucleotides long. RefSeq lists its product as uncharacterized. The record is from RefSeq and is a predicted model, not a curated record. The transcript has 5 exons. Gene Ontology annotation, cellular component: dendrite; membrane; neuronal cell body. Gene Ontology annotation, biological process: sensory perception of taste. Bases 93 to 1244 code for a protein of 383 amino acids. Lineage: Eukaryota; Metazoa; Arthropoda; Branchiopoda; Diplostraca; Daphniidae.